Molecule: messenger RNA, 408 nt
Organism: Limulus polyphemus (Atlantic horseshoe crab)
Lineage: Eukaryota; Metazoa; Arthropoda; Merostomata; Xiphosura; Limulidae
Exons: 2
Coding region: 1-408 (135 amino acids)
Cellular component (GO): extracellular region
Molecular function (GO): chitin binding
Source: RefSeq, a predicted model, not a curated record
AUGGCAACAUCAGAACCUCCGUCUCCAGAUCAUGAAGCUGAAAGAACAACCUUUGAACUCCCAGAACAAGCAAAGAUUAUUGUGGGAUCAAUCAACACUGACUUUUCAUGUGAUGGUCGUCAUUCAGGCUAUUACGCUGAUACCGACAACAACUGUCAGGUUUUCCAUAUUUGUUACUCACGGACUUUAGCUGAUGGAACUCAGCUGGCUGAACGCCAGAGUUUUGUCUGUGGCAACCAGACUAUCUUCAACCAAUUAAGUUUGACCUGUGCAUUCCCUGCUGAUGCUGUGCCUUGUACUGACGCCUCUGAUUUUUAUUAUAUUAAUGAAAACAUCGGAGUUAAGGAUGCUCCUUUCUCUACAGAUGACGACAUCACCAAGGGUGCUAAAGUAAUCAAUACGCAGUAA